Messenger RNA from Ciona intestinalis (vase tunicate), 12650 nucleotides. Lineage: Eukaryota; Metazoa; Chordata; Ascidiacea; Phlebobranchia; Cionidae. The record is from RefSeq and is a predicted model, not a curated record.
ACGCAAUCUCUUCAUUACAGACAAUUGGUUAUAGUUGCCAAUACCGUAGACCGCUUAUUUUAUAUAUAUAUAACAUGGUUAUUUAUUGAAAUGAACCACCUCUGUUUCGCAACAAUGGAAACACGUUGCUUUCUAUUUAUUUUACUCUUUACCGGCGUCACAUCUCGAUGUAUAGACAAGGGAAUCGUUCGUUCGAACAACUCAACUUGGUCAAUUGAUUCCUGCACAGCUUGUAGAUGUACUGACAAUAUCAUUGAAUGCAAAACAACUCAAUGUAAAGAUCCUCUCUGUGAUGAACACACGGGAGAAGCAUUAGUGGUCCCAGCCAACCAAUGCUGUCCAACAUGUACUGCAACUCAUAAGAGACAUUGUACAAUAAACGGGACUAUAGUUGCUCACAACACACAGUGGAAGGGACCUAAUUGUACAGAAUGUAGAUGUCUUGAUGGUGCUACUAUGUGCACAAAGACACGUUGCACAGUUGUGCCUUGUGGUUACGGGCAAGUGCUGAAACAUCUGCCUGGUGAAUGCUGCAGGAAAUGUGUCAGCAUUGAAGAAUCGUGUCAUUUUGAAGGGAAGGUUUACAGAGAUGAUGUCUCUUGGUCAAUAUCAAAAUGUGAAAGAGCUUAUUGCUCUGAAGGUGAAGUGAUACGUUACAUAGCAGAUUGUGAUCCAAUAAUAUGUGGAGGGGGUGAAACAGCCGUUGUAUUAGAGGGUGAUUGUUGUCCAACCUGUGUUGGAAGGUCGUGUAUUUUUGAGAGCCAGGAGUAUUCCUCUGGGCAACAGUUUAGAAUAGACGCAUGUCGACAAUGUGUUUGCAACGCUGGUGAGGUUACUUGUCGGCAGCAACAAUGUGAUGAAGCAUCAUGUCCACAAGGUCAACGAAAGGUCACCAGGGAAGGCAGUUGUUGUCCAGAAUGUGUCUCAAUUCAAGACCAUUGUGACUACCACGGUGAACGUUUCUAUGAUGGAGAUUUACGUAAUGUAUCAUCGUGUGAAGUUGCAUUUUGUACGCGAGGAAACUUGCGAUCGCUUCCCUUACAAUGCUCCCCCAUCUCAUGUCAAUGGAAUGAGAGACUUGUCCAUACAUCAUGUUGUCCUGAAUGCGUCCCUGUACCCCCUGUAUGCUACCACGACGGUGUGAACUAUAGAGAUGGAGAUGUAUGGAGAGUUGGGAAGUGUACCAGAUGUGAAUGCAACCGAGGUGUUACUCAAUGUUUCGAAGCAAGCUGUCCAACUUGCCCAACUAACAGUGUACCUGUAUUGUUACCUGGUGAAUGUUGCCCCGAUUGCCAACUAAUAACCUGCCACACUGAUUGUGCAACUUGUGAUGCACCAGGGUACGCGCAUUGCACGUCGUGCCCCUCGGCGCGUUUGCUUCAAGAUGGGAAAUGUGUCAGGAAAUGUCAGAAUGGUUUCUACCAAGAUGGAAGGCUUUGUAAACGGUGUCACACAUCAUGCUCAACAUGCACGGCCAGCACACAGGCAGCGUGCACAAGUUGCACGCAAGGUUCAUUGCUUCAAGAUGGUGUGUGUGUACGAGCAUGUGAUGUUGGGUUUUAUAGAUCCAAAUCUACCUGCACUGCGUGCCCAAGUGACUGCAGUAGCUGCACCAACGCAACGUCAUGCACACAAUGUAUCGAUCGUACAAAACUUCCACAAGGGGGAGUAUGUGUGCAAACAUGUUCCGAUGGAUUCUUCUUCUCCAACCUCACCUGUCAACGUUGCCACCCCUCAUGUGCAACUUGCUAUACUAAUACAUCAUGUUUGACGUGCCCACCAUCAAAACUACUUGAAAAUAAGUUAUGUGUGUCGCAAUGUAAUGAUGGGUACUUUCAAUUGUCAAUCACCAGAUGCGCAAGUUGCCACCCAUCUUGCCUCACAUGCAGAAGGUCGACCUCAUCAAGUUGUUCAUCAUGCAAACAUGGGACAUAUCUUCACCAAGGGAAGUGUGUGGAUCGAUGUCCAGGGAGAUAUUAUGUUAAACAUGGAAGAUGCAGAGAAUGUCACUCAAGCUGUCGAUCAUGUGUUGGUGGUUCAGCCCAUCACUGCACGGUAUGUUCAACCCAAAGUGAUGUCAUAGAGACCAUUCGUGACAGGGACAAUGGUGUUUGUGUUUCACAAUGCGAAGAAGGAAGAUAUUUAGAUGGAAACUUGUGUAAACCCUGCCAUGAUAGUUGUUCCAGUUGUGUGAAUGGAACUGAAUGCAAGUCAUGCAAACGUGGAACCGAUGUAUUGGUAAUCAUGGAAAACAAACAAAAGCAAUGUGUGUCCCAAUCUGAAUGCAGAAGUAUGGGAUUCAGAGUGGAUUCUUUGUUAUGUCAUAAUGGAACAAGUACGUUGUCACAUUGUGAUGUCAUAGAAAGAAAAUUGAUGAAUGGACGAUGUGUAAAAAGUUGCUCAACUGGAUUUUAUGAAAAAACUUUACAAAGUGGGUCAAUUUGCUUGGCUUGUGGUGAUGGAUGUGACAGCUGUCAAUCAAUCAAUCAUUGUGACAGUUGUCAACAAGGGAUGUAUCUAUCCCCUUUAUCUAACACUUGUGUGGCUGAUUGUGGAAUUGGACGUUACCAGUCAAGUGAAGGUACUUGUGAGUUGUGUCCACCAUCAUGUCUAACUUGCACCUUGUCCACAUUUUCCUCCCAACCAACAUGCACAUCAUGUAAAGAUGCAGAUCUCGUCCUACAGUCUGGUCAGUGCGUUGCGUUCUGUAUUCAACAACAUUACACGGAUGAAAAACUUGGCAUUCAUGGAACUCCUGUGUGCCGCGAAUGUGACUUCAGUUGCACAAGAUGUUCGGGUCCAAGUCCCCACCAUUGUUUACAAUGCCCUCCUGAUUAUCUGCUGUAUAACGGUACAUGCUUGGACCGUUGUUUACCAGGUACUUUCCUGGCAAGAGAUAGUUGUUGGCCAUGCAACGAUGAAAAUUGCCUCUAUUGUGCAAAUCAGGUCAGCUGUUCACAUUGCCGCAAACCAUUCGUGUUAUAUGAUGGUUAUUGUAGACCUUCAUGUCCCCGUGGAACCCCUGCACGUGAUGGGGCAUGUAUAAGGUGUUCACGUAAUUGUAUGCGAUGCCAAACUUCUGAUACAUGUGAUCAGUGUGACCAAUCUACAUACCUCAUGCCACAGUUGGAUAAUCAUGGCGCAGCCGGAAGACAAAGAAGGAAUGAAAUUUGUGUAAAAAGCUGUGGGCGUGGAUACUUUGGCAACAAACACACAAGAAUAUGUGAGAUGAACAGAGAUCAUCCUAUGAUUAACAUACAAGGUCAGUUAUUGGUCGGUAUUGGAUCCCGUGCACCAAUUAACAUGAUACAAGUUCAUGACCGUGAUACUGAUCCUGCUAACGUGAAUAUUGAGAUCAUGAUGCUGCCAGCUAAUGGAAGGAUAGAACUUGAUGGGAACCCGGUUUUCCUUGGCGACAACAUACCGUACCACAAGAUGGAGCAAGGUGCAAUGUGGUUUGUCCACGACUCUGCUCAAGAGCGCCACGGUGUGGCCACUUUUCGAGCAAACGAUCGUCAACUUGUAUCAGACGAGGCUUCACUUGAGGUCGCUGUUGUGUCAAAAAUUCCACCGGUUGUUACCAAAGUUGACACGCUAGUUGUCAGCGUUGGACAAUCCUCCAAGAUUACCCCAACAUCGUGUUUUGAUGUAAGAGAUGACGAUAAUGCUGAUGAUGUCACAAUAAGCAUUAUUGACUCACCCAAAUAUGGACAUUUGAGUAAACUUCCUAAUUAUGAUGUAACAAUCACAAGUUUCAAGAUUCCCGAUCUCCGUAGAGGAGUAAUCAUCUUCACUGCUCAGAGCAAUCUCACGACUUCCAACAUCACUCAUGAUAAGAUCACAUUACAAAUCAAUGAUGGUUAUUACAUCAUCAAUCAAGUCAUUGAUGUCAACAUAAUGUCAAGUGAUGAGUUGGACCCGAUGUUGGUAACGAACACCGGCACACGAGUACGCACAGGUGGUAUGACACGUAUAACCAACCAACAGUUACAAACUGUGGCUCUUGAUGUCAAAGAUAAAUCUAAGAUUGUUUACAUUAUUGAACCUGGGAAACAUACUAAUCGAUCCGGUGAAUUAAUAAUGAUGAUACCAACUUUAUCCGAUGCCCCGGUCAACUACAGAUGGAUUCGUGACACAGAGGGUCACUUCAGGUCACCCCCAAUCACCCGCUUCACCCAACAUGAUAUUGAUACUGGUAGGGUGUGGUAUCAAGACUAUGGUGGCAAUUAUCAAAGGAAUCGUCCACAAGCCCUUGAUUUUGAGGUCUUCAAUGAAAAUCGUCACCCAGCAGCCCCCAUUACUAACACAAGGUUCCAAGUGACAAGGAUAAGACCCAACAUUGAAUCUCCUCACUUGGCACGAGGAGUUACAUCCCCUCCCCAGAUGUCGGCUAACGAUGGUCGUAUUACUGUCCUACAUAGUGGUUACCUGCAUUACACCGAUGAUGAUACUUCAGAUAGGAAUAUUCUGUACAACAUUACAAGGUCUCUCCCAUCCUCGUUUGGAACAAUCGAGCACGCGGACCAUCCUUACGUUCCAAUCACCCUGUUCAGUCAAUCCGACAUCGACUCCAACAAGAUCAUGUAUCGGCCCCCACUGGGUGGGGUUCGAUCAGUGGAGCACAACACGGUUGACCGCACACAUAAGUACGGACGCUACCAUGCACUAACUGCUCCUAGUAGGAUGGGCUCCCCACGUGUUGACUUUGAGUUUACUGUGAGCGAUGGAAUGCACAUCCUACCCCCUGUCAACUUUACCAUUCGCUUAACAUCUGGCACCACUGCCCCGCCCACUUUUUCCAACCAAUACCCAACUCUUGAUGUAGUGGAAGGAGGCGUGGCAGCUAUUGGAGAGCAGCAACUGUCGGUCAAUGAUCCAGAUACUUUGCCACAAGAUCUUAUUUUCACACUGGUUAAACUUCCGCGCCAUGGUACUGUGAUUAGAAACGACUUUGGGACAGAAGUCCGUGAAGGAGACACUUUUUCUUCAUUUGAUGUUGAAUAUAAUAACUUGCAUUAUAUACACAAUGGAGAUGGUUACUCAGACACAGACCAACUACAAGUUAGUGUAACGGAUGUUACGCACACCAUCACCAAAGUUAUUCAGAUCUCAAUCUUACGUAGUAUGGGCCCAACCAUGGACACAUAUUGUGAGUUGACCCUCGUUGUAUCAGAAACAAGUGAAGUCACUUUAUCAAGGGAGAACCUUGCUUAUGUUGAACAAGGAACUCCUGAAAACCAGAUUGUCUAUCAUGUGGAAGCAACCCCAAGACAUGGGUUGUUGUUUAAAUCAUCAGAAGCUCUCAUUCCUGGAGCAACAUUUACACAAGAAGAUAUCACAAGAUCAAGGAUCAGGUACCACAACUCGGGAGAGACAACCACCCAACCACUGACAGACACCUUACAUUUUUAUGUAACUGGUGCUACUGGUAAACAACUUCUUGAUCAAGUGUUAACAAUCACCAUCACACCAGGUGUUGAUCAACCACCUGUGGUGUCUGUGGGAAGCUAUCUGAUAGUGAAUGGCGGUGAAGAGAAGUUGAUAUCACCGGGCAAUAUUAUGGCUACAGAUCCUGACACAGCAAAACGUGAUCUUAUAAUUAAUGUUGUUCAGAAACCUCGUUAUGGGAAAAUACUCAACACAAUAAGUGAAGAGAGAUUAAUGAGUCACAGCGCAGAGGAUGUCUGGUUCACCAUGCAAGACAUACUGGAUGGUGGGAUCUAUUACAAACCAUCAAAACAACGAUAUUUACGAGCAGUCGAAGAUUAUUUUACAUUCAGAGUCACAGAUGGUGAAAAUACUUCAAACAAAUUUCGCCUCAACAUUACUAUACAAACUGUUGCGAACGAGCAACCGCAAGUUGAAACAAGAACUUUACUUUGCCGGGAGGGACAAGCUGUUGUCAUUAAUACUGAAUCACUGGAUGUCAAUGACCCCGAUACUCCUCGUGACCAAAUAACCAUCACUAUGACAUCACAACUGCUGCAUGGAAAGUUGAUAAAAUCUCCUGAGAGCUUACCACACAGUGUAGAUGGGAUGGACUUUAACAAUAUGGAAGAUAAAGAAAUGUUGGACGACUCAGAAUCAUUUGAACUUGAAGUUGGUUCAACUUUCACUUAUCAAGAUAUCAUUGAUCGUAAGAUUUGUUACGAAAGUUUGUUUGAGGAAGAAGUUUCGAGAAGGAAACGAGAUUCAUUCCAAUUCAUGGUUUCUGACGGUAGCAGUAGAAGGAAUGGAGAACUCUUUGUUGAGAUUGAACCUGAAUUGGAGGAAAGCGUGGAAAAUGAUAAUUCAUUCACUGAAGCUGAGUUCUACAUGUUAGAUGCUGAUGAAGGUCUUGCAGGGAACUCUUAUGUAGUGGAAGCCAAUGAAGGAUUGAGCGUGGAAAAAGGUUCUGUGACACCGAUAACAAGAUCGCAGUUAAGGAUAACGUCAAGCAACGAGCAAGUGGUGUCUUAUGCUGUGACAAGGGAUCCAAAUGUUGGAAGGCUUCAACUUAUGAAGAGACAUCAAGUUACAAAUCUAACUGCAGAUGGAAACAACCAUUUCAAUCAAGAAGAUAUUGAUAUGGGUUACCUUCAGUACAAUCACUCAGUGUUAGAAGGAGGUGGGGAUGUUUUCUUCAUGUUUGAUGUGGUUGGGGGUUAUGUGGAUCUUCACUUUAACAUCCAUAUCAACGAGGAUACUUCUCCUCCCAGGAUCCUUGUUAAUAAUGGUUUAACUUUAAAGGAAGGAGGGAAGAAGAAAAUCACGACUCGGCAAUUAUCAGCAACCGAUGAUUCAGGACAUUUAGUUUACAACGUCAUUAAGUCACCCAAGCUUGGCCGGCUUCAACUUUCAACUCAACCUGGCGAGAGCAUUAUCCAAUUCAAUCAAGACAACCUCGUAGCAGGCAUCGUUCAAUACGUGCACACUAGCGACACCGAGAGGACAGAUGAUGAAGUUCGUUUUUCAAUAACCGACGGAACAAACUCGAUCGUUCAAACCUUCCAUAUCAGCGUCCUCCCGAUUGAUAAUUCCCUCCCAAUCCUCGAGAACCACGGGAUUCGUGUCCAGGAAGGAGUCCGGAAGACGAUCACUGAGUUUGAAUUGAAAGCAACCGAUAAAGACACAAAUGAUCAAUUGAUCACUUUCCGUAUUGUGGAUUCACCACAACAUGGCGCUGUGGAGCGCACCAACUCUGGUCGUCGUUAUGUUCCAGUUGAAUCGUUUACAAUGGAUGAUAUCUAUGAGAGCAGAAUAAGUUACAACCAUGAUGGGACAAACUCUGUUACUGACAGCUUCUCCAUUGUGGUAAUGGAUGGAACAAAUGAUCAUUUUAAAAUAAGAGAAGAAGAUGAUUUAAUUACAACAAACCAGGAACAGGUGUUUAGGAUAGAAAUCGUUCCAGUUGAUGACGGAACACCUCGUCUCAUCACAAACCUUGGUUUAAAUCAUCUCGAGUUUAGAGACGGCCAGGCGAUUGGGGACAUUACCAGACAUUCAUUGCUCACAGAGGAUAUAGACACCGAUACAGACCUCAUUACGUACCAUAUUACCUCAACACCAAGACAUGGGCGUCUAGAAUCGACAAUCAAUUCAGGAAUUCAGAUUGACUCCUUUACACAAGCUGACAUAAACUCAGGUUUGAUUCGAUAUGUUUUGCUCGACCAAUCAAGCGGAACAACACGAGACUCGUUCAUGUUUAAUGUUCGAGAUUCACUUCCAAACGUGGUAACUGGAAACACCUUUAAUAUUAGAUGGAGCAUCAUCUCAUUUGAACAUUCAAAUUACACAGUAAAUGAAGAAGCUGGUCAGAUAGACAUUACAGUUGUCCGGAAAGGUAAUUUGAACCAAUACGCCAUCGUGUUGUGCCGAACUGAACAUGGAACUGCUACCUCAGCAAAUAUUGGUGGAUCAAGUGUUGGGCAGGUUGAUUAUAUUGAACAUGGUGGCCAGGUUCAAUUUGACGAACAUGAAUCUGAGAAAGUUUGCAGCGUUCAACUAAACGAUGACACGACGUAUGAAGGGAUGGAAAGUUUUACAGUUGAGCUCACAAUGCCAACUUAUGCAUUGCUUGGUGAUAUUACACGGACCUCAGUGUUUGUAACUGAUGAGUUAGACAAACCAACAUUGCAGUUUGUUGAAACACAAUACACAACUGAGGAGAGAGACAGCCAUGUUUAUAUUCCAAUCAAACGAACAGGUGAUGUGGACAAACCAGUGACCGUGAUCUGUUUCACUCAAUCAGUAACAGCAACAGGAUCAAGUCACGGAAGGAUCGAAUCGGGCUCCGAUUAUAAAAGUAGGGAGAGAAAUUCUGGCGAGAGUUUGGUGACUUUUGAACCAGGGGUUUCCACGGUAACGUGUGACAUAAAGAUCAUAGAUGACAGCGUGUAUGAACUAUCGGAAGAAUUCACCGUCCAUCUCGCUGGUGUGUCGGAUGGAGCACAAAUUGGAAACAGCGAUGUGGCAACAGUUACAAUCACGGGACCAAAUGAUGCUCCCAGCAUCUUCUUAACUAAUCGUAGAUUUGUUUUCCAAGAAAAUUCAGGAACGGUUGACAUCCCUGUACAUCGACAAGGCACAGAUUUGUCCCAGCCCACCGACGUAUGGUGUUCAACCAAAGAAAAUAACCCACCUUCUGCCAUUGCUGGCGAAGAUUUUGUGGCAACAUCAACAAAAAUAACUUUUCGUUCAGAAGAGACUGUCAAAAUAUGCAGCCUAACCAUCCUAGAUGAUCAACAGCGCCCUACAGUGGAAGGAAAUGAGACAUUUAUUGUUUUCCUUAACUCCGUCCAGAAGGCACAACUCAUCAAGCCCGAUGAAGCUGUUGUUGUAUUGAAUGAUACAAUUGAGGAUGUUCCGUUGAUGCAAUUCAUUGAGUCAUCUGUGGAGGUUGAAGAAACAUCAGGAGUUGUUUCGGUGAAGAUCCAACGCACGGGCGACAUCAGUAGCGGAACAUCAGUGAUCUGUUAUACUCGACAAAGCACGGCUGUUGUGGAAGAAGAUUUUGUUGAGCGUUCGCUGACUGAAACAUCGCGUGUUUAUUUCAAUCCCGGACAAACAGUUGCUUUUUGUAAUGUCACAAUAAUUGAUAAUGGAAUCUUUGAAUCAAGUGAACAAUUUCGUAUCAAGCUUGCUAGCGCCUCUGGUGACGAGUGGUACGGGGCAAGAGUAGGGGACCGAGAUCAGGUGUUGGUCACCAUUGUUAACAAUGAAGAUGCUCCGACCAUUGAGUUUGAACGAGCGGAAUAUUCAAUCCGAGAACCAGACUCCGUUGAAGCACGCCGACAAUUAUCAGUGACUGUUAUAAGAAGUGGAGAUGCAAGUGAAAUAAGUAAAGUUCGAUGCAGCACCAGAGAUGGCUCGGCAAAAUCCGGCUCCGAUUACGAACCAAAAAGUCGGAUGCUCAGAUUCCAACCCGGACAGACUAGGUUGACGUUUAAGGUAAACAUUCUGCCCAACAUCGACACCGAGUGGCAGGAAACUUUCCUCAUCGUGCUGGGACCUCACGAACCUGUGAAUGCGAUUCUUGGUAAAACUUCCCAAACAACAAUCACCAUCCUUGAUAAAGAUGCUGCUGGAAGUCUUGUCCUUCCAUCAACCCCUGUUGUUGUCUCAUUGCUUCACUAUGAUGAUGUGGCAGUUGGAUUAGAGACCCCACCCUCCCCAGGCUACCCCUUGAUAUGUGUGACCCCAUGUGAUCCCAAGUACCCCAACUAUGUUGACACACAAAGUUUGUGUGAGGAGGCCGCCAUUAAUUCAUCUGCUAUUAAGUUUAGUUGGGAGGUUGCCAUGCCAACAGAACAAGAAGGGGGUUCUCCUCCAUUCGAAACUGUGACAGACAGCACGCCGUUCACAAGCGUCAACACCAAAGUAUUGGACAGCAUUUAUUUUGGAAGAAGAUUCCAUAUACGUUGCGUCGCACAAGCAGUUGAUGAUGUCACACACACUGGGGGAACUCCCUUACGUAGUAACGUGGUAACCAUAGCAACCGACAGUGGGUUGUGUCAUAACCCGAUAGUGGCUGGGUCUGAAAGAGGAUUCCAAGCUCAAAGUUUUAUCGCAAACCUUCGAUACCUCCCGCCUACCGAUGAGGAACACCCAAACACUAUUCAUGUCUCGGUUAAGAUACCUCAUCAAGAUGGAAGGUUACCACUUAUUUCAACAAUGCCUAUAUCUAACUUGAGAUUGCUUCUAUCUCGUUCCAUCGAUAGACAACAACAUGUAUGUUCAAAUCUCAUGUAUUCUGACAAACAGAAUAAUUCAACAAGUGUGGAAGCAUUGAACGCGGGUAUUGGGACAAAUCUUGGUUUCAUCACCAAAACAGAUUUCUCCAAAUUAUCGUUAGGACCUGGGUAUGACAAGCCUUACCAAUUCGAUCCAAAUGUUCGUGAAUCAAAAUCAAUUGAUCUUUACAAGUUUCUUAACCUGAAAAGUUGCAUCUGGCAGUUUGAUACUUACUAUCAUAUGAAUGAACUCAUUGAUUUUUGUAAUGGACAGUUGGAACAAGAUUUUCAGAGAAGAGAUGCAGCCAUGUCACAAGUCACUGUCUCGGUUCCUUUAUACGUAUCAUAUGUAUAUGUGACGGCACCUCGUGGUUGGGGAGCGUUAGACCAUCAUACUGAGAUGCAAUUCUCAUUCCAAUACAGCAACGUAGUGUUCAGAGCAGGCAUUCAAACGGAUGGUGUGUUGAAGGGACGAGUUCAAAUACUUCGGUUGAAAUUACAAGAUGACGGGAAACUUGAGAUUCAAUUCAAGACUCACGGUUUGUUUCGAGGAUUAUUCGUCAAGAACCAUCGGACUUUACCUGAUCGGACAUCAAGAGUUGUCGCACCUACAGGGAUGAAUGUUGAGUUCACGCUUACCAACACUUGGAGUGAGAAUACAUUCGACUCACCUUAUCAACUAUGGAGAGCUGUCAGCACUUACAGUAGGAAGGACUACAGCGGUGAAUACACCAUAGAAAUCAUACCAUGCACGGUGUCGCAGACCAAAAAGUGGAGACCUACCCCACCAAGUGGAUUGCAAUGCACAGCUUAUUCACCAGUGAAAUUUAAGAUUCCCAUAAUGUUCCAACAAACCAACCGACCGGUACCUGUUGUUUAUACAUUGGAAACCAACUUCCAACUUUGUAACAAUGAUAAAGUGUUUAUGAUGAAUCCUGAAGAUUUCGACCGAGAGAUGACGGAAUAUGAUUAUACUGGUGCAUUUACUAAAGGUCAGACCAUAUUUGGUCGUGUGUUGUGGACUCCAUCACAAGAUUUGAAAAGUGCUUACAAGUUACAACUUGAGAAGGUUUAUCUUUGCACGGGAAGAGAUGGUUACAUUCCUAAGUUUGAUCCAACUGGAACUGUGUUUAAUAACGGACCUCAGUAUGGAUGUAUUGAACCAAGCAAACAUCUUAAACAUAGAUUCCUUAUAUUGGAUCGUUCGAAUCGCGAUUCAGAAGAUCGUUAUUUCCACGAUGUUCCAUUCGACGCUUAUUUCGCGGCCGAUAAACCAGAGUUUGCUUCAAUGACCGACAUCCCAGGUGUGGAUGGUUUCCUCAUCAAAGUGGAUUCGCUUUACAAAGUGGAGGCAGGCCACCAGUGGUAUAUGCAGGUUUUGUUCCAAAUCGGUCCCGAACAUUCGUUGCCCCGUGUUCGAAGGUCCGCCAUGUUGAAUAUGGGACGUCACAAUCGUUAUGUGGGACGUCACAAACGCAGCAGCCCAACCAAUGAAAAUAGCCUCACAAACGAGAUGUUGCACGCAGGUUGGCAUGAUGGACAGCGUAAUAAUGGGACGGACAUGAGAUUUAUUGUUCUUGAUGAAAAUCAACUCGACAGUGGACCAAACGUCGCUGUUAUUGCUGCUGUGUCGGUAGUAGGACUCGCUGUCGCCAUUUUCACGGCGACUUUCUGCUGUUGCGUCGUUAUGAGAAGGAGGAAAAGUUCAAAAGCGGAUAAUAUUGAAAUGAAAGUGAAAAAACUAAGUGUCGACUACGGGGAUUACCCCGCUUCGAGAAACAGUGACCCACAAUCAAGGAAUCUUUUGCAUUCAACACCGAACGUCAAACCAGUGGUUAGCAUAUACAACAAAACAAACUCUACAGCUCCACUUAUAUCUUCUAAGCAGAACAACGUUGUUGUUAAGCUGCCCAACUGUAAACAAAGAAAGCGGAACUUAGAUUUACAAAUCGUCAACAAUUUACGAGCUGACGGUGACGAGUCCGGCACAGAAGUUUAGUGUUUUAAUAUAUUCGGUCACGCCGGCGUUUCCCGCUCAAAGAGUAGAUUUUAGUUGGUGGAUUUUGACCGAUGACGAUUUUACGUCACAAGGAUGUUUUAUGACGUCGUCUCGUCUACCUCUGUCAAUCAAAUUCGUGUUUUCUAAAUAUGCAACGAGACGGGCUCAUUUGCCAGGAAUCCCCCGUUUCGAUAUCCACCUUUUACGUUUUAAUGACGAAGAUUUUUAUUGUUUCCGAACAUUCGCCUUUUGUUACGUCACGCAGCAUACACUUAUUCACUACUUCGUUUAACAAACGGUGGAAAGUUAGGCAAUUGUGCGUUUCGCCUCAUUUAGAGGUUAUUGUUUUCCCCCUCGCUGUUUUACCUGCUAAUUUUUUAACUGAUUUUACUUUGACACUUCUACGCGGUGUCUUCUGUGAAUAAAAUAUCGCAACGGAA